Molecule: messenger RNA, 1614 nt
Organism: Fomitiporia mediterranea MF3/22
Lineage: Eukaryota; Fungi; Basidiomycota; Agaricomycetes; Hymenochaetales; Hymenochaetaceae
Product: amino acid transporter
Exons: 11
Coding region: 1-1614 (537 amino acids)
Biological process (GO): amino acid transmembrane transport
Cellular component (GO): membrane
Molecular function (GO): L-amino acid transmembrane transporter activity
Source: RefSeq, a predicted model, not a curated record
AUGACCGUAGUCCCACCAGAAGGCGACGUAGAAUAUGCACAGGAUAAUAUUGAAGCAGUAGAAGAGGAUGAGAGUGCCUCGCUACUUGGAGCUCCUGUAGAGAAAAUCAAUCCCCUCGGUCGUGAGGUAACACUACUAUCAUGCAUUAUGCUCAACUUGGGACAGAUGCUAGGCUCUGGUAUAUUCUCCGUUCCCGGAGUGGUCUUGAACUCUGUAGGCUCUAUCGGCUUGUUCUUUAUCGCUUGGGUUCUUGCCCCUGUCUUUGCUUAUGCUGGUCUUUCGCUAUAUAGCGAGCUUGCGAGCAUGUUUCCGAAUAGAUCGGGUGCCGAAGUUGUGUAUCUUGAACAAGCAUAUCCACGACCUAGGUUUCUGGUGCCAGUAUCUUUUGCAGUGACGACUGUCUUGCUUUCAUUCAGCGCGACAAACUCAAUAGUUUUCGCCCAAUACUUCAUGAUUUUGUUUGACAUACCUGCUACGGCGGCCCGACAGACUGUUAUUGCACUUAUUGUGGCAACUGUAGCCGUCGCAGUCGUGGGUAUUUCAACGAAGUGGUCUCUACGCGUAGUGAACGUCAUUACAGGCAUCAAGGCUUUGUCACAGAUAUUCAUGGUUGCAGCCGGUUUAGCUGUUCUUGUUGGGAUCACACGCAUCAAGGAUCCAUUCUCCAACUUUGCGGACCCUUGGGCAGACAGUUCGCUGAAUGGUAACGCUUUAGCCACCGCCUUUGUCAAAACUCAUUUUGCCUUCGUUGGCUGGGCCAACUCCUUCAACGUCUUGGCGGAAGUCAAACGCGAACCUGUCCGGACCGUUCGGAAUGCUGGCCGCAUUUCCCUGGUCCUUGUAUCUGUUUUGUUUCUUUUGACAAACGUCGCAUAUAUCGCCGCCAUUCCGAAAGAAGAGAUCAAACAAUCUGGUCAACUUGUUGGUGCACUGUUCUUUCAAAAAGUAUUUGGUGAGACGUGGACGGCGAAGAUUCUCCCUGUAAUGGUCGUAUUCAGUUGCUUUGGAAAUGUUACCGUCGGUCAGGCUCGGGUUAUCCGAGAAGUUGCGCGCCAAGGGCUUCUUCCAUGGCCAGAGUUCUUCGCUUCCACAAAACCAUUCGGGACGCCCCUUGGACCAGUGCUCCUGAAACAUAUUUUAACCAUUUUAGUCAUCCUCGCUCUUCCUGCUGCAGAUGCAUUCAAUUUCUUACUUGAUCUUGCCUCUUAUCCGCACCUGUUCUUUGCGGUUGCCACCGGAUUUGGCGUUUGGAUACUUAGAAAGAGACAUGUGACACAAAAAAUACCAUUCAGUGGAUUCAAGGCGUCAAAUGUAUCGAUUGUGCUGUACCUGUCGAGUUGUAUUUUCUUAACUAUCAUGCCAUGGAUUCCGCCAGAAGAUGGUCAUGCAGACGUAUCAUUCUGGUAUUGUGUUGUAGGAAUUGGAAUCCUCCUCGUUUGUGCACUGUACUACUACGUCUGGAUUGUGCUCAUCCCACGAAUCGGUGGAUACGAGUAUGUGGAAGAAGUGGAGGAGAUCGAAGGUGGCGCGAGGCUUGCAAAACUUGUACGGAAAUACCACUCACAUUCCACAUUGCCCGAUUCGAGCCCAAGCGAGCGGGAUCCCUUACUAUGA